GAAGAAUUCUCCCUUCUCUUCUUUCUCUGUCAGACCAAGGCUGAUUUCCUGGGCUGAAGGUAUGGCACUGAGAAGACUUCUGCUCCUUUUGGCAGGUUUGGCCCAAAUCUGUGGAACUUGUCAUUUAAGUUCCCGGGGGAAGAGUUUUGUUACUGCCUUCAUGCAAAAUCACAAUCCUGGGCAACCUACGCAAAAGCUUGAGCUGUACAUCUCUGGAUAUAAUUUUGUGACAAAUAUUAAGGUGACAACAAGCAAUACAAUACUGCACAAAACCAUCAAUGAAGGAGAAGUCAUUUCCAUUCCAUUACCACAGUCCUUAGAAAUGGUGGGGAGUGACAAAUUUAAUAAGGCGGUGCUGAUUGAAGCUGACCAAGACAUUUCUGUCAUCUCCUACAACUACUUGCCUAGAACAAAUGAGGGAACAAUCACCUAUCCCAUCCAGCAGCUGGGACAGUUAUAUUAUGUGGUCACUCCCAUAGGAAAUGGCGCAAAAGAAUUUGCUAUCAUAGCCCAUGAGGUUCUCACAAACGUGACCAUCCACCUGAAAGGCACUGUGACAUACAAAAGCAAGGUUUAUGGUCCUGGGUCCAUCUUGAUGACUGACCUCAAGGCCUUUGAAGCAAUUCAGCUGCAAAGCACAGAAGAUUUAUCAGGCACCAGGAUCGAAUCGACUAAACCUGUGGCUGUCUUGAGUGGACAUACCUGUGUUUACAAGUUCACAACCUGUGAUCAUGUUGUUGAGCAGCUCCUGCCAGUUCAGAGCUGGGGAACCACCUUCAUCGUCCCUCCUGUUCCUUUCCAGACACAAUAUGAUAUUGCGUAUAUUGUUUCUGCAGAGAACACUUUACUCAAAUAUCAAUCCAGCUCCAGGAAAGGAUCUCGUACUCUGGUGGCUGGAGAAGUGGUUCAACUUGAGAUCCCGGCCUCUCAACCACUUUUUAUCUCUGCUAAUGCUAGAAUCCAAGUCGUGUUUUUUUUUCACUGGUGCCAAAAGAGGAGACGGUUACUAUGAACCUUUCCUCAUGAACAUCCCUGCCAUAACAUGCUACUGCAAUUCAUACCGUAUUUAUGGAAUGAAAAACUUCACAAAUCAUGCCAUGAUUAUAGCCAAAUCCUCAGAAUCUGGUAGGAUCACAAUGGAAGGCAGGACGAUCCGGUGGACACAGAUCCCAGGCACAAAAUAUUCAUGGGCUGAAGAAGAUGUGGAGAUAACAGAUCAUGCCCUGUCAGUGGAACACGAGAACUCUCCAUUUGGACUUUUUGUCUUUGGAGGUGGAAAAUCUGAUGGCUACGGCACUGCUGCUCUUUGUUCUUCAGUCCGGAUAUCCUGCCCUGAGAACAGCCACUAUGAAACCUGUGGAAAUGCCUGUCCAGCCACCUGCUCUGACCGUUCUGCUCCCAGCACCUGUAACAACACCUGUGCGCAAAUCUGCCAGUGUGACAAAGGCUUUGUCCGCAGCGGUGAGAAGUGCGUUCCGGUAGACACCUGCAAUUGCAUUUACCAAGGCGUGACCUAUAAGGCAGGGGAAGAUUUCUGGGGAGAUGAAGACUGCCAGAGUCAUUGCAAGUGUGAUGCCAAAUUAGGCAAGGCUGUAUGCCAAAAGUCUUCUUGCAAGGGCAAGACAAAAUGCAGCGUGGUCAAUGGUGUCCGGGGAUGCCAUGCUGUCACUUACAAGACCUGCAUAGGAACCGGAGACCCUCACUAUACAACCUUUGAUGGGAAGAAAUACGAUUUCAUGGGAACCUGCAUUUACCAAAUGGCCGGGCUCUGUUCCCAAGAUCCUUCUUUGACCCCGUUUUUGGUCACCGUGGAGAAUAACCACCGAGGCAACAAGGCAGUGUCCUUCACCAAAGUGGUGACCCUGGAAAUCUACAACUUUACCAUCAGUAUGAGCCAAGAGUUUCCCAAAAAGAUCCAGGUCAAUGGCAAGUUUGUGGAACUGCCCUUCUCCUAUGAAAAUAAACUGAGCAUCUACCAGAGUGGAGUUCAUGGCUUCAUCAAGACAGACUUUGAUCUGCGUGUCAGCUUUGACUGGUACAGCUAUGCCAGGGUCAUCGUUCCCGACUCUUAUGCCAAUGCACUCUGUGGCCUUUGUGGUAAUGCCAAUGAAGAUCAAAAUGAUGACUUUCUCAUGAAAGAUGGAAACCAAGCAGAGGAUGAAAUUCAAUUUGCAAACAGCUGGAAAGUGAAAGAUAUUCCUGGCUGCUCUUCUGGAUGCACCCAAAAUUGCCCAGUGUGCAGUGAUGCUGAUAAACAAACCUACCAAGGUCCAUCCUACUGUGGGAUUCUUACAAAAAAGAGUGGGCCUUUCAGGCAAUGCCAUGAUGCCAUUGAUCCUCAGCCUUACCUUGAUGAUUGUGUCUAUGAUACCUGUGCAUAUCAUGGUAACCAUGAGGCCCUCUGUAUUGCCAUCAGCUCCUACGUGACAGCAUGUCAAGCUCAAGGGAUCCAAGUUGAGGAGUGGAGAUCACCAUCCUUCUGCAGUAUGUCUUGCCCACCUAACACCCACUAUGAGCUCUGUGGCAGUGGUUGUCCAGCCACGUGCAAGAGCCUCAUCUCACCGCAGAAGUGUGAUGUUCCAUGCCUGGAAGGAUGUUUUUGUGACUCUGGAUCUAUCCGCAGUGGGGAUCAGUGUGUUUCAAAUGCAAACUGUGGCUGUUUUGACCAAGGCCGAUACUACAAACUGGGAGAAGAGUUUUAUCCCACCACUUCCUGCCAGAAAAAGUGCAUCUGCAAGGAUAACACAAUCAUAGAAUGUCAAAAGUUCUCUUGUGAAGAAAAUGAGGAAUGCAAGAUUGUAAAAGGGGUUCAAGGCUGCCACCCCAUCGGCUAUGAAAAGGCCAUUGUAUUGGGUGACCCUCAUUUAAUUUCCUUUGAUGGAAAACAUUUUGAACUCUACGGCUCCUGUACUUACACCUUAGCUCAAGUCUGCCAGCACAAUCCUCAGCUCCAGAACUUCAUUGUGUGGGUAGAGAAUGAGAAGCUUGGUGAUGGUCCUUUAAUUCUAAUCCGGAAUCUGAAGGUCCUCAUUCAUGGUUCCAAAAUCACCCUUCAGAGGGGACUAAAGUGGCAGGCCAUGGUGGAUGGGCAGUUGUAUACCCUGCCAAUGAAUGCAGCUGAUGGGAAAUUCUGGAUCACCCAAGAAGGGAACAACAUCAUUAUCUAUACAACCUUUGGCCUCUCAGUCCUAUAUGAUACUUCUUCAUAUAUUCAGGUUUCUGUGCCCAGUACUUACAUGGGUCAUAUGUGUGGCCUAGCUGGAAACUUCAAUGGGGAUCCGAAGGAUGACUUCAUGCUACCUAAUGGAAAACUCACUGAAAAUGUGGAAGAAUUUGUGGCUUCUUGGAAGGUCCCAGUGAAUGGUGUAAUUUGUUCUGAUGGCUGUGGGGACAGGUGUCCCAUCUGCAACAAAACCCAGAAAACAAAAUAUGAAGCUGAGAACUUCUGUGGAAUGAUCCCAUCCAAGACAGGUCCAUUCGUAGGCUGCCAUUCACUGGUGGACCCUGCAGAAUAUUUUGAGCACUGUUUGAAUGAGGCCUGCACAACCAAUGAGGUUCAAGAGUCCCUUUGUCGAAGUCUUCAAGCCUAUGUAGCUGCUUGCCAGGCAUCUGGUGCCAACAUUAGAGCCUGGAGAAGCUCUUCCUUCUGCCCUCUUACCUGUCCGGCCCACAGCCACUAUGAGCCAUGUACCAGAACUUGUGAUUCCACCUGUGCCGCCUUGUCUAGUCUAAGUCAGUGUUCAGAGAACUGCUUUGAAGGCUGUCAGUGUGAUGAGGACUAUGUCUUUGAUGGAUCUCAGUGUGUAACCAUGAAGCAAUGUGGCUGCACAUAUCGCGGAGCCUACCUCAAGAUUGGCGAGCACAUUUACUCGAAAGGCUGCACAAAAAAAUGCACCUGCCAGUCAGCAGGCCACCUCCAGUGCAACGAAAGCAGCUGCCAGCUUGGAGAGACCUGUGCCCUUCGGGAAGGCAUGCCUGGCUGCUUGACGCUGGAAGCUCAAUGCCAACUCACUGCCCAAGCGCGGCUCACUUCUUUCGAUGGUGCCACGGGGAGAUAUUCCUGCAGUGGAGUCUACGAAAUAGCUUCUCUUUGUGACCAGAACUCUGCCUCCUGGUUCAGGCUGUUAGUGAGCGUUGGAAAAGUGUAUACGAAGGAGAUGGUGGUUGGAAAAUCUGUCUUCUUUUACUUUCGAGGUGGCUUCAUCAAGAUAAUAAACCGAGAAAAGUUUUGGGUAAACGGUCAGCAUAUAAAGCUGCCAUAUGAGAACAGCCCUGUGUCCAUGAGGAAAAUUGAAGAUAAAAUUGUUAUUGACCAUGAUUCUGAAGUGCAAGUUUAUCUCCAUCCUGAUGGGAUGGUGACAAUGACAGCCAAGGAGAGCCUCAGAGGGAAGCUGUGUGCCGCCUGUGGAAACUUCAACAAGGACCAUUUGGAUGACUUGAAGCUGGCCAGUGGACAGAGAACAAAUAAUUUUGAUGAAGUACUCAAGUCCUGGAGGCGGAAGAUUUUCUUGAAAAUUGCUUCUAGAUUGUUCCAUCUGUCCUUCUGAUCUGAUGUAACAAACUACAGCAAAGCACAAGGGAAGCCCAACAUUUUGUCUAGCAUAUGGUCAAAUACUUUUUUAGGAAAAAACCGCAUCCUUGAUAUCCCAAAGUUUCAUCUUCUCUGAUCUAGGUAGAUCAGAUCAGGAAAUCACAAGAAAGCUGAAACCACUAUUAUUGAGAAUGGCUAUAGUAGUAGAAUCUUGCAAAUCUGACUCUGUUCUACAUCCUCCUUAUACUCCAGGGAAUUAGAGAUGUCUGCCUGAGAUACUUUAGAAUGUAAUCUUCCUGCUCAGGACUUCAUCUCCUUUUCCGUAGGUUAACAAUUCCAUAUAUCUCUGUCAAGAUUAUCUUCCUUGCUCUCCACAUCAUGCGCCUUAGCUGCAAGAAUGCAUUUGUUUAUGGUUGAAUAUAUUGUGCAAAUACAGAAAAUGAAAUAAUCCAGUAAAGAAGUUAAAUGUUU
Molecule: messenger RNA, 5002 nt
Organism: Thamnophis elegans (Western terrestrial garter snake)
Lineage: Eukaryota; Metazoa; Chordata; Lepidosauria; Squamata; Natricidae
Product: IgGFc-binding protein-like
Exons: 10
Coding region: 732-4547 (1271 amino acids)
Molecular function (GO): protein binding
Source: RefSeq, a predicted model, not a curated record